UAAACUAUCUGGCAUUUAUUACUGUAAUGCAACAAUAAAUCAUUUACAAGAAGUCGAUAAUUGCAGUGAAUCGUCAAUCAGCCCCGAAUACUCGACAAAACAAAUCAAAAUAACUGCUCAGUCUAGUGUUAAGCCUAGUAUAAUAGAUACCAAUAUGAAAGGUCAAGUGAUAAAUGUUUUACCAAACGCUAUUCACGAGUUUUAUUGUGCAGCUCAAGGUAAACCAAAACCUAAAGUUGAAUGGUUCAAGAAUGGGACGCUUUUAAGGCCAACAAGAAGAUUUGUUUUUCAUUCGACUAACAAUAAGCAACGAUUGAUCAUCAAUGGACUGAUAGAGAAUGAUUUGGGUGAAUACAAGUGUAUAGCGUCUGUUCGUGGUGACAAUGUGUCUGCCGUUGCCUACUUAUCAUUUUCAAAAGAAUCCAAUAAAAGCUUGAUUAGUUUACUAAUUAUAACUUCACUCAUUUUCGCCUUAGCAUUGUGUGUCACUGCUUGCAUCGUCGUCAAGUAUUGCAAGGCGAAGCAUCUUCAGUAUUUAACUUCCAACCUUUUGAGUCCAAUAACUUCCAUGAAUUCGUUCAAUCCUGAUCUUCCUUUAGAUGAACAAGUUGACUUGUUAUCUUAUGAUUCUGCUUGGGAGUUUCCACCUGAUCGACUGAAAAUAAUCCAAACUCUUGGUGAAGGUGCUUUUGGUCGAGUUGUUCUGGCUCAAGCAAUUGGCCUUGGCCAAACUGAUUCAACACAACUCGUUGCAGUUAAAAUGCUGAAACCAAAUGCUGACUUUUUACAAAUCAAAGCAUUAAUUUCUGAACUCAAAAUACUCAUUCACAUGGGUCAUCAUCUGAAUAUUGUCAAUUGCCUUGGUGCAGUAACUAAAAACAGGACUCAUGAUCAGUUAAUGGUUAUUGUUGAAUACUGUAAAUUUGGCAACUUAAGAAACUUUCUAAGAGAACGAAGAAAAAUUUUCAUCGACCAAAUCGAUCUUUAUGACCAAAAUGAUGAAUCCUCAAAUGAUGACAACUUUUCAAAGCCAAAUAAGCACGAUAGUUACGUUGAACCUCAUAGUCUGAAUGGGAAUAGUUGCUCUUCCAUCAAUCACGAUUCUGGUAAUUGUAGUAACUCUAAUGACGAACGUCGAGCUUUCAUUACAGAAAGCAAACUCGAGCUAGAUUCCAACGAUAAUGAACAGUUAGCAACACGUAAUUUAAUUGCAAUCGCUUUUCAAGUGGCCAGAGGAAUGGAAUAUUUACAACAGAAAAAAUUGAUUCAUCGUGACUUAGCUGCUCGAAAUGUUCUUGUGGCCGAUAAAGGAGUCGUUAAAAUAUGUGACUUUGGUUUGGCGAAAGACAUUCAGAAGGAUUACAAUUACAUCAAGAAGGUCGACACUCCAUUGCCCAUAAAAUGGAUGGCCAUUGAGUCAAUUGGUGAUCGACUCUACACAACUCAAUCUGAUGUCUGGUCAUUUGGGGUACUUUGGGAAAUAUUCACUUUGGGUAGAUCUUAUCCAGGUUUACCUGCUGAUCAACACUUCUAUGUCAAGUUGGUUAAAGGAUAUCGAAUGGAGAGACCAGACAAAUGUCCACAAAUCAUUUAUAAGAUAAUGACAGAUUGUUGGCUAUCCAUUCCAAUUGAACGACCCAAUUUUAGACAGUUGGUCAAUAGAUUGGGUGAACUGAUCGACGAAUCCAUCCGUGAUUAUUAUAUUGAACUGGACACUACUUAUAAGAAUAAUGAAGCUCUUAAACUUGGCAAAGAUAAUACUCAUGAACAUAGUUAUCUAACGAUGGGCUCAUCGUCCAACUUAAAAUUAAAAAAUGAAUAUGAAUACAACAGUUACAUGACUAUGGGUGAAUCUUCAGGUAAUAAAAAGACUGUAGAUAUGAAGUCCUCUUCUGAUAAUCCAUUCCCACAUUACGAUGCUAUCAAAAUUAGAAAAGAAAAUAUAAAUCCAAUGGAAGUUGUACCGAUGAUUCAUUUUGAUGACUGAACAAACACCGAAAAUUAUCUUCUCAUUAUUAUUAUCUUCUUAAAAUAAUAUAUCAAUUUAAUGCUAAUACUAUAACCCGAUUAUUUUAUUGAAGAGCAUCAAUAACAAUCUGAAAUAUUGAAUAAGGUUUAACAGGGAUUCUAAUUUAAAUUUAAAUUCUGAUUGGGCAUAAAUUAGUUGAAGAAUUUAAGUCUAUGUGCCAAAGUUCAGGCUAAGCUAAGUAUCGGUUUUUGAUUUAUCAGUUUUAAAAAACUCAAUAUUUUCUUGUUAUAUUUCGAAAAAAUUUGAAAAAUGUUAAUUAAUUAAUAAAUAAAAAAAUUUGACAAUAGUUAUUUUUCGAUAUUUUGUUACAGCGAACUGCAGUCUGAAAACACAAGAUAUCGGAUACAAGCAGAUGAUAAGAAUUGCCAUGAGUUGAAGUCGAAAUGAUUAUUAUUAUAAUAAUAAUUUGGACCAUUACAACUAAUAGUUUACUCUCAGGGAUCAUAGCAAUAACACGAGUUUCAAUAAAAUGGACAAUUGUGUUUAUACACCAGUGUGUUUUGUAUUCUUUAAUACUUUCAAUGAUGGAAACUAUUAUUCAUCAGAAUAUUUGCUUUAAAAUAACAACAAUGAGCUUAAUCUGUACAAGGACCUCCGCACUUCCAACAUGGAUUACAAUCUUUCUUGGAUCUGCAUCUGAAAGGUCCAUAACGAUGUGAUCGACCGCGAG
Messenger RNA from Tetranychus urticae (two-spotted spider mite), 2699 nucleotides. Lineage: Eukaryota; Metazoa; Arthropoda; Arachnida; Trombidiformes; Tetranychidae. The record is from RefSeq and is a predicted model, not a curated record.